UCCUUCAGUGGAGGUUAGAGUUGAUAUUUUUGCUUCUAGACACAGUUUAUGUUGUCUCCGCAGCUCAGAUUUCCCACCGGGAGAAUAAAAAGAAGGAGCUGUCACUUAUUACAAUAGGAGGCUUGCAAAUAUUCAACAGAUCGUCUCUUAUUACGCAGUUUUUGUUGUGUUGACGUGUACACCCAGAAAGAGAAGCGUUUAAGGGUCAAACAAACUGCACAAAUCACAAUUUUAUGUUGCUAGUAAAACCGAACAAGCCACUGGAGAGGGUUUGAAUUAACAGCUCAGUGUCAUCUCACGGGUGUUUUAAAAAUCCAAAAGUAUAAAAAUGAGGGUGCAGUUAUUGAUUCAGUGUUCGACAGAGAGACCCACCCAUUCUCCCUUCCUCUGUCUGCCUCUUUUGUUGUGGUUUCUGUCGAUGGUUUGGCCCACAAAGCCAGUCAUUGCUAGUCCUGCUGCUAUGGCGACCAGGAAAUACUCACCGCCACCAAAGUAGUAGUGUCCGUGUGAGGGUGCAUUAAAAGGCUCAGAACGGUGUGAGUUGGAAUCUAGUCAGAGAACACAACAGGAGCAACUUAUUGUUCAGGUUUGGCUUUUCAUAUGUCCUCCUGCAAGGGAAUCACUGAACAGUGUCUAUUAAUAGGUGAGUUAUUAGUGUGAUCUAUAGCCUAAUGAGUGAGAUUGUGUGUGUGUACAGCUGUUUGCUUAUGGCCGCCAGCGCUGCCGUCCCAUCCCACUUGCCUCCUGUGAAGAGCGUGGUGGUUUACAGGAAUGGAGACCCCUACUACAGCGGGCGGAGGUUUGUGAUCAACCAGCGACAGGUGGCAACCAUGGAGGCAUUUCUGAAUGAAGUCACUAAAAACAUCGGGGCUCCGCUGGCUGUCAGGACUCUGUACACCCCCAGGCAGGGCCACAGGGUCACAGACCUCCAGGACCUCCAGCCUGGAGCCCAAUAUGUUGCUGCUGGCUUUGAGAGGUUCAAGAAACUGGAUUACCUGAAUGCAGGAGCAAAACGGCCGCCGGGCACACGUUAUGAAACUCAGCAGGCAAAAGUAAUCCAGAGGCCAAAUGUUUCUGCAAAGUGGAGGAAGUUUAUACCCGUGCCAUGCAUCAUACAUGUUUUCCGUAACGGAGAUCUCCUCAGUCCACCAUUUCGGUUCAUCAUCCCUCGAACCAUGCAGCAGGGCCUGGAGCAGAUUCUGAGUCUGAUCACGGAGAAGGUCAGCCUACGCACCGGAGCGGUUCGCAGACUGUGCUCUUUGGAGGGAGUCACCGUAUCUUCGGCUGGGGAGCUGGAGUCAGGCUGCAGCUAUGUUGCCGUGGGAACCGAAAGGUUCAAGAAACUUCCAUAUUUGGAGUUGUUGGUUUCAAAAGCUACAGAGAGACAUUACCCUGGAAAGAGGAGACCGCCAGGAAGAGCAGAGAACAGGAAAUCAGGAAGUGGUCCAGAAGACCAGUACAGUGACUCGGCUCUUCUCAACUCCCCCGAGUCUGAUGGCCGAAGGGUGAAGUCCACGGGGGAUGAAGCUGCAGCCCUGCAGGCCUCCCAGCAGACGAGCAGGAGAGACGGAGCAGACGACGCCUUCGUGUUCCUCACCAGACCCGUUAAAGUUCGCAAAAACAGAAAUCCAACAAAGCCCCAACUCGACAUGUCUGUUCAACCAAAUAUGUUCAGAGGAGCACAAACAAGGAGGGAGGAGGCGCGAGGUGCCGAGGAGGUGCAGGAGGAUGAAAACACAGCCACAGAGCUUCCUGUUGAUCAGAGAGUUGCAGAGAUAGUGGAGGAUGAAGAGCCAAACAACACAGAAGACGCUCAUCACAACCUCCAGCAGAAACAUGCAGAAACGACAAAUGAGCACAGCAACAAAAUACUUCAACAAACGGAUCCCAGAAAGCAGGCACUGAAAUCUAAACAGGAGUCUACAGCUGGAGAGGCUGAGCUGAAAUCUUUAAAGCCUUCGACUUCACUCUCAGGAGGAAAGAUCAGGAAACAAAAGGAGAGCCUGCAGGAUGCCUCAUCAAACAGUCACCAGGAGGGCGUCGCUGCAUCCUAACAGGGUCUCUGUUCAUAAGAGUUGUUUCUGCUUCCACGACGCAGCUGACGCCAUGUUUAGUUGAAUUGGUAGAACUUUCACUGUGCUAAUAGACAAAUAUAACAUUACAUAUAUAUAUUUUUUGAACAGAAACGAAGCACCUCAGCGAUGCUGAUGUAACAAACAAGCCAGUCAUUGUUAUUAUGAAUCCUGUCAAAAGGGGUUUUUCUGAUGCUGACUGCAUGUAUGCACAUUAGGAGUGUAUUUGCAGUUUAGAUAAAUGCAUAAUCGAAGAAAUGAUGAAUGUCUGCCAACAGUUUAUUAAAAAUAGUUUAGUACUGUGACUGUACAGUGUCUUAAAUCAUUUGAAUACUGUGAAAAUAAAAAUGUGUUAUUAUGCAUUUGGUCUUUAAUUCUAUACUUUUUAAAACAAUUUACAGAUUUUCUUAUAAAGAUCCACCUCAGUGAGUUUUAUGCACAAAGCAGCAAAGGGAACAAGGUCACAUACAAAACAGCUCAACUGUGUUGUCUUUUUUU
This is a messenger RNA of Nothobranchius furzeri (turquoise killifish), 2570 nucleotides long. It is a transcript of the gene dcdc2b, whose product is annotated as doublecortin domain containing 2B. NCBI's taxonomy places the organism in Eukaryota, Metazoa, Chordata, Actinopteri, Cyprinodontiformes, Nothobranchiidae. The record is from RefSeq and is a predicted model, not a curated record. Gene Ontology annotation, biological process: intracellular signal transduction. Gene Ontology annotation, cellular component: microtubule organizing center; microtubule.